AUGGCAGAAAACAAUCCAGAACAGACCACCACUGAUGUAGAGAGCAAUUAUACUACUCCGGCAAAUGAUCCAAAAAAUAUGCAGGAAGUUACGCAGUAUGUUCAAUCUCUGUUGCAAACUAUGCAAGACAAAUUCCAAAGUAUGUCUGAUCAGAUAAUCAAUAGAAUAGAUGAAAUGGGUACUCGUGUGGAUGAACUGGAGAAAAAUAUCACAGAUCUCAUGACUCAAGCUGGUGUUGAAAAUGAGAAA
Molecule: messenger RNA, 249 nt
Organism: Iphiclides podalirius (scarce swallowtail)
Lineage: Eukaryota; Metazoa; Arthropoda; Insecta; Lepidoptera; Papilionidae
Source: the annotation of a GenBank genome assembly